Capronia epimyces CBS 606.96 is the source of this 885-nucleotide messenger RNA. RefSeq lists its product as uncharacterized. The record is from RefSeq and is a predicted model, not a curated record. The transcript has 3 exons. NCBI's taxonomy places the organism in Eukaryota, Fungi, Ascomycota, Eurotiomycetes, Chaetothyriales, Herpotrichiellaceae. Gene Ontology annotation, molecular function: (R,R)-butanediol dehydrogenase activity; zinc ion binding. The coding region runs from base 1 to 885 and encodes 294 amino acids. Gene Ontology annotation, cellular component: cytoplasm. Gene Ontology annotation, biological process: butanediol biosynthetic process.
AUGCCAGUCACGAUCGGGCACGAAUUUAGUGGUGAGAUCGUCGAGAUUGGCUCCAAAGUCAACAACACUUCCGGUCUCAAAGUCGGAGAUAGGGUGGCAGUCCAGCCAACCGUCUGUUGCUUUGGUUGUGGGCCAUGUAAGGAAGGGUAUAUCAACUGCUGUGACAGUGCAGGGUUUGUAGGCCUGAGCGGCGGCGGCGGCGGGAUGUCAGACUAUGUUUGUGUCGAUUCGCAAUUCGUGUACAAGCUACCGGACCACAUUCCCCUCGAUGUGGGAGCUCUGGUCGAGCCGCUUGCCGUGGCGUGGCAUGCUGUCAACCAAUACCCGGUCAAAGAAGGCGACACGGCCCUCGUGAUGGGCGCAGGUCCGAUCGGGUUAGGGGUGAUCCAAUGUCUGAAAGCUCGAGGUGCAAAGACCAUCAUUGUGGUGGAGCUCGCAAAGGAGAGACAAAACUUUGCUAAGCAGUUCGGAGCGACACACAUCCUCGAUCCCAGAUAUGAAGACGUGGUGAAGCGAUGCAAAGAACUCUGUGAUGGCCAAGGACCCCAUGUGGCUUUGGAUGCUGCGGGCGUGCCUGCAAGUCUCAAGGCUUCAACUCUGGCGGUGCGAGCCCGGGGAACCGUCGUCAAUGUGGCUAUUUGGGAGAAAGAGGUGCCCUUCCAACCCAACAACGUGGUCUUUGGGGAAAAGAAAUAUGUCGGAGUACUCGGCUACGUCAACGAAGAUUUCGCCGGUGUCAUCCAAGCGCUCGACGACAAGAGACUGCAGCCCGUGAAGAUGAUCACUCGAAAGAUCCACAUCGACCGCGUCGUCGAGGAUGGCUUCCGCGCCUUGAUCGACGAGAAGGACAAGCAUGUCAAGAUCCUGGUCGAUUGCAGGGCUUAG